AUGCCACGUAAUAAAAUAUCCGACAUUGUCGAAGGGCGUAUUUUGCAACUAUUACGUUGGGGAUAUUCUCAGUCUCUUAUUGUGAACAUUUUGAAACUUGAUGGUAUACAUGUAUCUCAACCUACUGUGUCAAAUGUCAAACAAAAGAUCGGUCGUCAAAGAAAUUCCGAAUCAAAAAUUAAAAUUUUUCGAAAGAAGCCAUCACAAACACCUUCUAUUAUUAAGAAGGUUAUUGAAAAGAUUGAUGUUAAAGAACCACCAACUCAACGUGCUAUUGCUAAAGACCUUCACAUUAGCCAAUCGACUGUCUCGAACAUUAUCAAAAAUUCUGGAUUUACUCUUCGAAAGAAACAAAAAGUUCAAAAGUUAACAUCAUCGAAUGUUAUGAAACGUGGACAACGAUCAUUUAAACUUUAUCGUCGAUUAGCACGUGGUCGAUAUAAGAACUUCAUUCCAACCGAUGAAACCUGGUUUUAUUUAGAUGAAACUAGUGGGAGAAGGAAAGUAUGUUAUAUUAAAAAGACUGAUCCCGAUUAUGAUCGAAUGAUUAUUCAACAAAACACUUCUCGACCAAAAGGCUUUAUGGUAUGGGGAGGUGUAUCAAGUCAAGGAAAAACUACACUUCGUUUUGUUACACCUGGUACGAAAGUUAAUUCAAAUUAUUACAUUAACAAUGUUUUAAAACCAUUUUUAACAAAAGAUGUUCCACGUUUAUUUCGAAAAGGAAAAAAAUUAAAAUGGAUUUUUCAUCAAGAUUCAGCACCAAGUCAUACUGCAAAAGAAACAAUUAAAUUUUUGGAGCAGAAUAAAAUUCAUUAUAUAACACCACAAGAAUGGAUGCCUGCUAGUCCUGAUGCUGCACCAAUGGAUUAUUCAAUUUGGGGACAUUUAAAACAACAACUUAAUAAAACACGUAUUGAUUCUAUUGAGGAACUUAAAAAGAAGAUUUUAUAUGAGUGGCGAAAGAUGAAUGAAACACGACGAUAUUUUUCAACACCUUGUAUUCAAUCAUCAACACAGAUAAUUGACGAUUCAGAUAAAUUAUUUUCUAUGGCUCCUCGUUUUCAAAAAGUUGUACGUACAACACGACGAGAUGAUACAGAAAUUAGUCGAUGUAUCAAAUAUUCAAUGUUUGGAUUUAAUAUUCUUUUUUGGAUUCUUGGUUUUAUGAUUACAGCUAUUGGUAUAUAUGCAUGGAUUGAAAAAGAUACAUUUGAUAAUUUUGGUCGUUUAACAAUGCGUGGAACAUUAUUUUUUGAUCCAGCAUUAGUAUUUGUUCUUGUUGGUGUUUUUAUGUUUUGUAUUGGUUUUGCUGGAUGUGUUGGAUCAUUAAGAGAAAAUACUUGUCUAUUACUUUUUUUCAGUUUUGCUUUGGCAAUUAUUUUUUUUGCUCAACUUGCAUUUGGUACAUUAGUUUUUAUUUAUCGCGAAAAGGUUAAAAACGAAGGUGAAAAACAAUUAAUGAUUAUGAUUGAAAGUUAUCGUGAUGAUCCUGAUUUACAAAAUAUGAUUGAUUGGAUACAACGUGAUUGGUUACAUUGUUGUGGUGUUAAUAAUUAUCGAAAUUGGGAAAGUAAUAUUUAUUUUAAUUGUUCAUCAAAAAUUGUUGGAAGUGUUGAAGCAUGCGGUGUACCGGCUAGUUGUUGUCGAGCAGAAUAUUUUCAUAAUAAUAAACAAUGUGGUUAUGGAACUUUAGAAUCAUCAGCUGGUACACAUAUGAUUUAUACCGAUGGAUGUCUUCCGAAAGCAUCUCAAUGGUUUGAACGACACAUUCUUCCAGUCGCAAUAGUUGUUGUUGUUCUUGCUGUAUUACAAAUACUGGGUAUUUGUUUUGCUCAAAAUCUUCGUAAUGAUAUACUUGCUCAAAAAGCUAAAUGGAUAUGGCAUGCACAUCCAAUGAUGAAUUAUUAUCGACAUCAAUAA
This is a messenger RNA of Rotaria sordida, 1923 nucleotides long. NCBI's taxonomy places the organism in Eukaryota, Metazoa, Rotifera, Eurotatoria, Philodinida, Philodinidae. The record is from the annotation of a GenBank genome assembly.